Molecule: messenger RNA, 525 nt
Organism: Eruca vesicaria subsp. sativa (arugula)
Lineage: Eukaryota; Viridiplantae; Streptophyta; Magnoliopsida; Brassicales; Brassicaceae
Source: the annotation of a GenBank genome assembly
AUGGGAGCUUUGGUAGUAAAAUCUCUCAAAUAUCUUCUACUUGUUCUCAUCUCAUUAACCUUCAUCUACACCAAUGAAGUCUCAUCCGCUUCUCCAGUGACUCCACCGGCAGCAAAGAUGAGCCGAAAACUUGUGGCGGUUCAAGGCAUGGUUUAUUGCAAGUCUUGCAAGUACUCCGGCAUUGAUACGCUCCAAGAAGCAUCUCCUCUUCAAGGAGCGACUGUAAAGCUUGCAUGCAACAACACAAAGAGAGGUGUGACGAUGGAGACAACAACAGACAAAAACGGAUACUUCUUCAUGUUAGCUCCGAAUAAACUCACCACCUACGCUUUCCACACGUGCCGGGCUUGGCCCACGAACCCCGGUCCCGCUUCUGCAACGGUGACAUGCACCGUCCCUUCACAGCUCAACAAUGGAACCACCGGUGCUAUGCUUAAGCCUUCUAAAUCGAUCAACAUUGCUGAACACGACUAUGUUCUAUUCUCUGUUGGUCCCUUCGCGUUUGAACCGGCCUGUGCUGGUUAA